AUGUCGGGUCGACGACACAGUGACAGUUACAACAGCCACAGUUCGGAUCCCAUAGUCCUCGAAAGAGACCCCCAGGUGCGUAACUCCUAUCGCAUCAUUCGACCAACCAAAGUCAAAAAGAGUCGACUGACGAUUGGUUCCAAGAUAUACAACCUCUUUCGAACUCGCAGAAGAAAGGUUCAAAUAGUGGAGGAAUCGCCCAUCAGAAGUCGACGCCAGCAGCGGCGGAUUCGCACCCCAUCGCCAUCACCCUCACCCUCACCACCGCCACCACCAUCUCCCCCAAGAGGACCAUAUCGCAGAAUGACCACUCGGUUGAACGAAGACGACAUCUACGCUCCAUUACCUCCCAAGAUGUCUCCCAAAUCCAAUACAAAGCAUCGCAAGAGCAAGAGCGAUGACUACGACGCCAUUUAUGAGGAAAGAGAACCUCAAUUGUAUCGCAAGGUCAAGGUUGUCCAUACCAAUCGAAGGGAUGAAGAUGCCCACCCGCGGGUAGAAAUCCCAUCAUCCUCGCACAAGCGACAUGACAGCGGCAAGUACUACGUGGAGACCCGCGUCCACGAUCGUCCGAGCUCUGUACGGUCUGACUUCGACCAUCGUCGAGAAGACGACGGAGAGCUCCGUCAAUUGACGAACGACCUCAGCAAUUUGCUUGCGAAGGAGAGAAAAGAUCGGAUCGAGGCAGAGAGAGCUACUGCCAUCGCCGAAGCAAAGGCCAACCGCCUUGAAGCCGACCUGGCGCACGAACAGCGCCAGAGAUCUCUCGAAAAGAGAGAGCGCGCCGCAGCAGAUCGUGAAAGGCGCCUCACCGAUGAGCGCCACAGCAACGAACGUGAACGUGAACGUGAACGCGACCGGAUAGUCGAGGUCAGGCGACCCGUCGUUGUUCAUAAUCCAAUCGUUGCUGUGGCGCCACUGCAUGAAAAUAAUCACCGCUCAGCGUUGGAUCGCGCUCAAGCUGAUUAUCAACAGCUCGAGGUUCGGGAGAAUCGCGGCUUUCGUGAAGAGGCGCGACCAUCAACUGCAGAGAGACGUCCUCGCCGCCAGAGCAUCGUCAUCGUGGAGCCUCCACGCGAACCAAGGAACACUCGCCAUGGACAUCGGUAG
This is a messenger RNA of Exophiala bonariae, 1110 nucleotides long. RefSeq lists its product as uncharacterized. The transcript has a single exon. The record is from RefSeq and is a predicted model, not a curated record. The coding region runs from base 1 to 1110 and encodes 369 amino acids. NCBI's taxonomy places the organism in Eukaryota, Fungi, Ascomycota, Eurotiomycetes, Chaetothyriales, Herpotrichiellaceae.